Molecule: messenger RNA, 466 nt
Organism: Topomyia yanbarensis
Lineage: Eukaryota; Metazoa; Arthropoda; Insecta; Diptera; Culicidae
Product: chymotrypsin-elastase inhibitor ixodidin-like
Exons: 2
Coding region: 65-316 (83 amino acids)
Source: RefSeq, a predicted model, not a curated record
AAAAAUUGACAGCACUUAAAUAACACAUUCCGCCAGUGCUAACCUUAGUUGGAUGUGAACAGCCAUGAAGGUUGUAUUGAUAGCACUAGCACUGGUGACGAUCUGCCAGUUGGUGGCAUCUCGCUCAGCCGCUAGCAAAGAUGAGUGCAGUAACAAGGAGAUCUUUCUGAGCUGUGGUCCAUGCUGCGAGGAUACUUGCUCGAACAAGUGCACCAGCCGGUGUAUGCAGUGCAUUCCGGGAUGCUACUGCCGGCCGGGAUACACCCGUAAUCAGGAGCUGGGAGCUUGCACUAGAUGGCACAAGUGUCCGAAGUAGUAGAUUUUCGCACUUUUUUGCAGCAGUAGGACAUGGAUGCGGAUCAUACUGGUACGCGUGUCGAAGUGAUGUGCGGCAGGUGUUGAAUUAUUGUACGACAAUAUUUUAGGUGAAAUAAAGACAUCCGAUGAGUGGGAUUUUUCGCUGUAU